UUUUAUUGUUAAUCACAUUUUGGUUUUUUGUUACAUUAAAACUAAAUCAGAUAUUUUCUGCGUUUUUAUUCAUUAAACCAUUUAUAUUAGUGUUUAAUAUGUCUGAUGAUGAAGAGAGACGUUUCGAAAAUGAACAACGCUUAUUGAGUGGAGAUUUUAAAUCUGUACCACAUACAGCAAGUGUUUGGGAAGAAGAUAUAUGUGAUGUCGAUGAAGACUCAAAUCCUCGUACUAGCCCAGAAAGGGAAAUUUUGUGGGCUGCUGAACAAGGUAAAUUGGAUGUAGUCAAAUCAUUGGUUUCAAAAAAUAGUCAUUUAGUCAAUAUUCAUGAUAAAGAUGGUUAUACAGCAUUACAUAGAGCAUGUUACAACAACCAUUUAUCAAUUGUUAAGUUUUUAUUAGAAAAUUAUGCGAAUCCAAAUGCCUUGACCGCUGACCAAUGGACUCCAUUGCAUUCAGCAUGCAAAUGGAACAAUGUAGAAUGUGCUGAAAAACUAAUAGAAGCUGGGGCAGAUAUAAAUGCUUUAACUAAAGGAGGUAUAACUCCUUUACAUUUAGCAGCUGAACAUAAAAACUCAUGUGAUAUAAUUGAGUUACUAUUAACUCAACCCAAUAUACGGUAUGAUGUAAAACUACCAAAUAGUACAGAAGAUACAGCAGAAGUUAUUGCUGGUCGAAGUGGUAGUUAUGAUAGAUUAUUUGAAUACUGUCAGCCAUGUUUCAACUAUAUAUAAAUUUAUAAACAUUUAUUCAG
Messenger RNA from Sipha flava (yellow sugarcane aphid), 754 nucleotides. It is a transcript of the gene Ankrd49, whose product is annotated as ankyrin repeat domain-containing protein 49. Lineage: Eukaryota; Metazoa; Arthropoda; Insecta; Hemiptera; Aphididae. The coding region runs from base 99 to 734 and encodes 211 amino acids. The record is from RefSeq and is a predicted model, not a curated record. Gene Ontology annotation, molecular function: protein binding. The transcript has 4 exons.